AUGUGGAACGAUCUUCCAUCUGAUCUCUUGGCCCAAAUUCUCUCCUUCCUACCUGCAGACGCGUUAGCUUGUGCUAAAUCAGUCAGCCGAAAUUGGAACCGAUGUCCCGACGACUACUUGGACAUGCUCGAGUGCCGGCGGCAGUGUAAUCAUCCGCCCUGGUUCCUGCCGGGGCCCCGGGAACUAAUCCCAUGGCAUGACGAGCUCGAAAUUAUGAAUGUAGCUGUGGGCGUGGUGGGAGAACUAUCAAUGGACUCGGGUCAAUUCCAAAUUCGGAUUUUUGUUGUGGCCGGUGCAGAGAAUCUGGCACGGAGCAAAAAUGGCUCUGGCUAUGACUUCACAACGCAUAUGUAUGACUCACACAGUGAUUUGUGGGCGAUUGUUGGUCCCGUGCCAAAGAAAUAUUUAGCAAGCCUAAGUGAGAGGAAGAUCGAUGGCGAGGGUUUGUACGCCAAUGGGGUGUUGUACUGGAUAAACUCAGUCGGCGGCAGGGGGCGAUAUACCCUAAUUGCAUUGGAGAUCACCACACACAAAUGGAAAGAAUCGUGCCUUCCGACUAAAGAGAGGAUUUGUUUUUAA
Molecule: messenger RNA, 579 nt
Organism: Oldenlandia corymbosa var. corymbosa
Lineage: Eukaryota; Viridiplantae; Streptophyta; Magnoliopsida; Gentianales; Rubiaceae
Source: the annotation of a GenBank genome assembly